Molecule: messenger RNA, 612 nt
Organism: Pyricularia pennisetigena
Lineage: Eukaryota; Fungi; Ascomycota; Sordariomycetes; Magnaporthales; Pyriculariaceae
Exons: 6
Biological process (GO): protein folding
Cellular component (GO): cytoplasm; microtubule cytoskeleton
Molecular function (GO): GTP binding; GTPase activity
Source: RefSeq, a predicted model, not a curated record
GGUCUGGAUCGGUCAGACGUGGUCGCAGGCGUCUUGGGCCUGGGAUUCCAUCCUUCAACAGGCAAGAUGCUGUCAAUCCUCAGGAAAGCAAGACUAAAAGACAAGGAGCUGAGGAUUUUAAUGCUUGGACUGGAUAAUGCUGGCAAGACUACCAUCGUCAAGAAAAUCAUGGAUGAGGACGUCAAUACCGUCAGCCCCACCUUGGGAUUUAUUAUCAAGACGAUCGACUACGAAGGGUACAAGUUAAACAUAUGGGAUGUUGGUGGCCAGAAGACACUGAGGUCUUACUGGAGAAACUAUUUUGAGAAGACGGAUGCCUUGAUAUGGGUGGUUGAUGCCACAGACCGUCUACGAGUGGAGGACUGCCGUGUGGAGCUUCACGGCCUACUCCAAGAAGAACGACUCUCGGGUGCCAGUCUUCUGGUCUUUGCCAAUAAAACAGAUGUAAAUGGUUGCAUGCAAAAAGACGAAAUCCUCGAGAGACUACAACUGAAAGAGAUCCGCACACAUCGGUGGAGCAUAUUGGAGUGCAGUGCAAUGACGGGCAACAAUCUCAAGGAAGGGCUAGCUUGGGUCGUUGAGGAUGCAAAAGCUAGGUUGUUCCUAUAUUAG